Molecule: messenger RNA, 7661 nt
Organism: Motacilla alba alba
Lineage: Eukaryota; Metazoa; Chordata; Aves; Passeriformes; Motacillidae
Gene: LEF1
Product: lymphoid enhancer binding factor 1
Biological process (GO): regulation of transcription by RNA polymerase II; canonical Wnt signaling pathway
Cellular component (GO): beta-catenin-TCF complex
Molecular function (GO): DNA-binding transcription factor activity, RNA polymerase II-specific; RNA polymerase II cis-regulatory region sequence-specific DNA binding
Source: RefSeq, a predicted model, not a curated record
CCCCCAGCCAUUUUAACUCGGUCCCGCCGGGGAGGUGGCAACUUCACUCGAAGGCGAAACGCGGGCGGGCUCCGCUCCCCUCCGCGUCUCCUCGCCCCCGGGGUGAGCCCGGGUCCCGGGGGGAUGGAGGGGGGUCGGGUCUCCUGGGGGGCGGUCCCUGGCGCGGUCGGGACACGGGCGGGCGUAUUUCGACCUAUUCCGGCCGUGCGGCGCGUCGGGGCGCGGGUCCCCGGGACGUCGGUGUCGUGCGGAAGACGGGGUACCUCGGCCCCGAGGGGGCGGGCGGACAGGCAGGGGUCUCCGGCUGCCGAGAGCAACCCCGAGGAGUUCACGGGAUUUUUCCUUCUUCUCUCCUCCUUCUCCUCCUCUCUCCUCCUCCUCCGCCCUCCUCCUCCUCCUCCCCCCGCUGCUCCGCCCGCUCCCCUUCCCGCGGCGGGCCGGCGGCCGCAGCAGACGCCGCGCUGCCGUGAGGAUGCCGCAGCUGCCGGGGGCCGGGGGCGGGGGGGGGGACCCGGAGCUCUGCGCCACCGACGAGAUGAUCCCCUUCAAGGACGAGGGGGACCCCCAGAAAGAGAAGAUCUUCGCCGAGAUCAGCCACCCCGAGGAGGAGGGCGACCUGGCCGACAUCAAGUCCUCCCUCGUCAACGAGUCCGAGAUCGCCCCCGGCGCCAACGGGCACGAGGUUUCCAGGCAGACUCAAGCACAGGAUUCCUACCAUGAUAAAGGCAGAGAGCACCCCGAGGAAGGAAAGCAUCCAGACAAUGGCUUAUACAGCAAGGGACCAUCGUACUCUGGUUAUUCUGGGUAUAUCAUGAUGCCAAAUAUGAAUAACGACCCCUACAUGCCUAAUGGAUCUCUGUCGCCACCCAUCCCCAGAACAUCCAACAAGGUGCCCGUGGUACAGCCUUCUCAUGCGGUUCACCCCCUCACCCCUCUUAUCACCUACAGUGAUGAGCACUUUUCCCCGGGGUCACACCCGUCUCACGUCCCCUCUGAUGUCAGCUCCAAACAAGGCAUGUCCAGGCAUCCUCCAGCUCCUGAUCUCCCUACCUUCUAUCCCUUGUCUCCAGGGGGGGUUGGACAGAUAACACCACCUCUUGGCUGGCAAGGUCAGCCUGUAUAUCCCAUCUCGAGUGGAUUCAGGCAGCCCUAUCCAUCCUCACUCUCAGUCGACCCUUCCAUGUCCAGGUUUUCACAUCACAUGAUUCCUGGUCCUCCAGGCCCUCACACAACUGGAAUCCCUCACCCAGCUAUUGUAACACCUCAAGUAAAACAAGAACAUCUGCACAACGACAGUGAGCUAAUGCAUGUGAAGCCUCAGCACGAACAGAGAAAAGAACAAGAGCCAAAAAGACCUCAUAUUAAGAAACCUCUGAAUGCUUUCAUGUUGUACAUGAAAGAAAUGAGAGCAAACGUUGUAGCAGAGUGUACUCUGAAAGAAAGCGCAGCUAUCAACCAGAUCCUUGGCAGAAGGUGGCAUGCUCUCUCCCGUGAAGAACAAGCAAAAUAUUAUGAACUAGCUCGUAAAGAAAGGCAGCUACACAUGCAGCUUUAUCCAGGCUGGUCUGCAAGAGACAACUAUGGGAAGAAAAAGAAGAGGAAGAGAGAAAAGUUGCAGGAAUCAGCAUCAGGUACAGGCCCCAGAAUGACAGCUGCCUACAUCUGAAGCAUGGUGGGAAAAGAAAUGCUUUCUCAACUUGCAAAGCAAAGGCGGCGACACCAGGACCCCUUCUGGAGAUGGAAGCUUGUUAAACCCUAGGUGUGUCCUUCAUCCGCACAGACCACCCCCAAGGAGUCUGUCUAGGAUGUCAUUCACCCUGAUGUCACUGCUAGAGACACUGAAUCAUAAAGACAAUCACUGCCAAAAUCCUUCACUAUCACGAGGUCCAGCCCCGAUAUAAAUAGAGCAAAUGAGCUCCUGGGUCAGCAGAGCAGCUUUUGUCUUCACCUCUGCCUUGCACUCUUAAGCCCCCGUCUCAUCUGUGUCCAUGUUGAGUCAGCAAACACAGUAGCAUGGCUGUCUGUGCCUGCUUCAGCCAGCAGAAUUACAUAGACCACAGCUGCCCCAUACAGCACAUCGAGGGAUGGAAUUUGCCUGGACCAGGAUGACGUGCUCAACCUUCUUUUUAUUUAAUGGUGCGACAGGAUCAAUUUUGGUUUUAGCUUUUUUAAGAAACUUGAAUGCUUUUAUAUUUUAACUUUUAGUUUGUAAUUUCUUUGGUGUAUAUUUUACUAGGUAUGAGCUUAAACAAGUGUCAGAAAUCUGAAAUACUUUUUAAAUAAAAGGAGUUUUUCUUUUUUUUUUUUUUUUUCUGCCAGAGGAAAAAUCUGUAUGGAAAAAAAGGUGGCUGUUUUGUUAAACUAUUUGUAACAAAUAGUGGCCUCUCAGUCUAUAUAAUACAGUGUCCUAUAGAACUAAAUAAAUGUAACAACAGUCAGCUGGUCAGUAGACAUGUUAGUCUUGCAUCAUCUACUCUGUAAACAUAAGCAAUACAUCCAGCAAAUCUGACUGCAGUGAGUUCUUCUUCUCACCCAUUCCCCUUCUCCUUGUAAAAAGCCCAGCACUUGAAUUAUUACUUCAAUUGUUCUGUAUUUGUAUCUGUUUUUGUUAGCCUGUUAGUGGGAUUUUAUGCCAGUUGUUGAAAUGAGCAUUGAUGUACCCAUUUUUUAAAAUAGUAAGGCACAGCCUUUGCCAAAAAUACUGUCAACCAAUUUUUUUUUUGUCAUUCCAGUUUGAGUUAAUGUGCUGAGCAUUUGUUUUUUAAUAAAAGCUUUGUAAUAAAAUGAAAGUUAACUGUCUUUAAAAUUGGCUUAAAAAAAAAAAAACAAAAAAAAACCAACCAAAAAUGGGUUUUGCUAGAAUUCCUGAAAGGUAGAAGCAAGCUCAGGAUGGCACAGUCACAUGUAAGGCUGAAGACUUUUGGCUCAGUCUUCUCUUGUAGGAAAUACAAUGUGUCUGUUUGGCUGUUCGCUCACCUGAAGUGAUUUUGGAAAAUGACCUUUCCUUUGAAAAGUGAGCAGAAGUCUCAGAUCCAUACCAGGAAAAAGGAAUGGGGAUGGUCCCUUGUGCUGCUCCGUUAGCUUUGGCCUAGGUGGAAGUAUUAAGGAUCCCUCCAUCAUCAUUUUCCUAGCAAAAUCUUAGGGAAGGGAGCAGUGGUUUUAAGCUGAUGAUUACAAAUAUGGAUUUGCUUCUUUCUGGACGCGCUCCAUGGCCGCACAAGAGGUAGAGGCCUACAGUUAAAUUUCUUGUAGCUGUAUAAAUUAUUCCUCAGUCAGGGACUGAAGCUGGCUGCAGAAUCAGCUGUGCAAGGCCUGGUUUCAUGGUCUCACAUCCACAGUUGGCAUGGCCUGCCUACUGCCAGUGGUGCCUGGGAGAUGUUCCUGCCACAGCAAGCAGCACAGCUGCCUCACUUCUACUAAGGGAUGUAAAAAAAAACAACAAACCAGACACUGGAGCCACUACUGCACUACUGAAACUACACCUAUUUUUGAGUGGAAAAGAACUAUACAUUGAAUCAGCAUUCUUUAUAUUCCAGCUCCCAGAUCUUGUUUGGCUUGAGACUGGACUGAGUCAAGCUUAAGCUACAAGAAAUGACAUAGGUCAGUUACUGCCUAAGGAAGCUUUGGAAUUGGAUUGUUUAUAAAUGACCCUUUAACUCAGUUGCAUAAGAAAUUUCAUAAUUAAAAAUGUUAUAAAACAACUUCCUCUUAAACCAGUGUGCACUGCACACAUGCCCAGUUUUAAGGCUGUAACCAGCAUAUUAGUUCUUGCAAUAUUUAUUUCUAGCAACUGGUGAUUACGUUAAAAAAAAAGAAAAAAAAAAAAAAGAAAAACAAGUGACCAGGCUCUCAGAUGGCAGGAGAAAAUAUCUCAUGAGAGAAUAGCAACUGUAUACUGGAGUUUUGCAAGACUUGGCUAUGUUUCCAUUCAAUUAUCCCAGCCUUUGCUGGAAACCUGUCUGGCUUUUGGUUUGGGGUUUGGUUUUGUUUUUUAAAGGGGGAAAAAGGCAAGUACUUAGCGCUGUAAUUGUUCUAAAUCAAGGAUUACUGCAGUGAGAUCUGCAAAUUACAUGUUCCAAAGGCAACAGUUCUCUUUAGAACUUUAUAAAACAUGACUACUUUGUUUGGAUUUUGUAAUGGUAUUUAAAGAGCCAUUUAUCCAUUCUGAAAAAAAAUUGUUCCCAAUGGAAGUCAGCUUCAUGUAGCACAUGGUCCCCAAUACACUGUUGUGAGCAGUUGCCUGCCUUAAGGACGAAAGGUAUUUCAGCUCUAAUAGCAAAGAAAAAGAAUUUGAGAGCUAAAAAUAAUAUCUCUGCUGUUAACAUACAGUGAACAAGCACCAUGUGUUGGGCUCAUUCAUAGAUCAAAGACCUUUCACAUACAGCAGCCAUGGGAAAGGUUAACUAAUAUGCAAGGCUUACAAUGCUGCCAUGAGAACACCUAAAACAGAGUAACCCUGCUAUCCUGGAAUACCCCCUGUGCUUGGGUCUGUGUCCACUCCUGCCCUCCCCUGCUACUUGGCAUUUGUUCCUGUGGGACUGAAAGAGCCCUCACUGUACUGUGUCAGCUUGUCAGUGGAGACAGAUGAGCUAGUAAAGAUGGCCAAGCGAUGAUGGUGCUACCCUGGCAGUAAGACUAGGUUUAAAUCCUUGUGACAUGGAACAAAUUAUUCCAGGUGAGACUCAAAACCAGCACCUAAAUUCCUGAUGUGCAAUUUAGGAGAUGUCAGAAUCUAACUUUGUCUCUUUUGGGUGCCUGAGGAGAUGAUUAUCAUUUAUUUCCCACAGAAAACAUUUUCAAGGAUUUAAAUGCUCCUACCUAAUGGCUGAGUUAAUUAUCCAGACACUUCUGUACAAGCACUCACAAACCACUCUCUGCCCCCACACUUGGUUCUGUGCAUAUACUAAAAGCAGUUCUUGCACGGAUCACAGCACGGGUAGUCUAGUUCAUAAACACAGAGCUAUCCCAGUACCUAGGAAACACACAGCCUUCCCCCUCCCCUCACCAAACCCUGCAGAUACAGAACAGGGGAGUUAAACCAGGAUUAUUUACAGUUAAUCAGGCCAACAUCACAGGAUGGUCUGGCUCCUCAGGCUUCUGGAUCGCCUGGACCAGAGCCAUUUUCCCUAGGUUACAUAAAAGAACAAUGCUUCAGCUAAGUUUGGCUUCUUAUGCAGCAAGUGAUGACAGAUUCACUAGUGCUUAUAGGGACUCACCAGCUCUACUGAAUUAUCUUCCGUUGUAGUUUCCGCUUUGGAUUAGGCAACAGAAAAGGCAGUCACUUAGUUUGAUGGCUGGCUCAAUUUGCAGAAAAUGUAGGACCUUAAGGACCCAAUCCUUGCUCCAGGCUCUAGGACAGCAGAAUCCACAGCAUCAGUUGUCUGCACUCAUUUGAAACCACUGCAGAGCACAAGGCUUUGAAGCAAUCAUUCUUUUUCCUGGUGGCCUCCUGCUCUGAUCUAAGUGACAGCUAAUCAGGCUAUAGCAAGACUGGCAGAAAAUGAAGGACACUACUGAGACUUAAGAAAUGCCCUGUAACCUCUCCCAUAAGGCAGCUGCAGUUUUUUCUCUUCAUUUGCAAGGGGACUAACAUGCAAGGAAACCUCUCCUUCAGAAUAAGGACCUAACACAAAGUAGAACAUUAGAGGGGAAGUAAGUCCAUAAAUAGCCAGAAGUCUGUCAGCUAUGAAUACCUUUCUCCUAAGUCAGGUCAGUGAAAAACUACUGGGCUAAAAAGGAAGUCAGCCAAAAGAAGAAGCUGCAACAGGAAAAUGAUUGGCUAUAAACACAUUCCAAGAUGAAAUCAAAAACCUAGAAAGUAUGCCCAAACCCAUCCAUUUCUCCACGACACAUUAGGAAGAGAAACUCUAGAUUAAUGUAUGAAUUUACCCUUUUGAGUCUCCUCAUAGAUAUGAAACUCAGGUUUAGAAAGCAUCUGCCCAGGAAAAGAAGGUAUGUGCCCAAAAUAGGGGAAAUGAACCUCUUAAUCACCAGUUUUUGACCGGGUCAAAACAAGGACUGAAAUACUGCUCCCUAUCCUCCCAGAAAAACAGUCAUACCUUCAGGCCAUGGAUUUUAAAUGAUAGUUUCUCUUUGGACACUCCUCUUGCAACAACCAUGCCUUCACUGAAUGACAGAUGUCUGUUUGACUGAGAUAACAGUGACUGCAUACCUGGUCUGAGAACCUUAGAAAACCAAGGUUUUCUUCUUGUGAAUACUGUUCUACAAACCACAUUUUGAUAAACUCGCCCAUCCCACGUUCCUGAAACCCAACAAAUACAAAUAAGCAACAGGUUCAUUAACCUGUCAGCUAUGGAAAAUCAGCAUAAACCAACAGAGCUAGGAGAAAAAUUUCUGCUUCAUACUAGAGGAGCAACUCACCCAAGAAGUGGUCUGUACCGUUCACUGUGCUGAGAAAAGUUAACUGACAUAAUAAAAUCUUCAGCAGAAUAAGAAAAAUAACAUACUCCAAAACUUAAUGAUGGUCAGAAGUGUUAUUUGGACAGGCCAUUCUUUGAAUUUGUACAAAUUUCCUACAGCUAAGAAAAGUGGCUAAAAAAGUCCUACAGGAUAUCUAUUUGACUGAGUUAGGACAUCUCUGUCUUUUAAGAGAGAGAAGAAAGCCACAGAAACAAGGACUCAGAUCUUGACAAAGCAGAAUGCUAUAGAAGGAUUAGUUCUUGGCACCUGUCUGUGAAAGCAUAAUGCUGGGUAACAAAAGAGGAGACAGCACACAGUACAACAUGGCAGUGACUGCAUCCCUUGACUGAAAAAAGUCCAAGAUGGACAAGAUUCUUACAUUCUAGUUGUUGCUUUGCUACCCUGAAAUAUGUUUCCUUUUUACUCUUCUCUGUGAAAUGUUUAAUUUUGUCAUUAUUAACAUCAGCAGCAACAACUUCUUUUAUUCUACACUCUAUUAAUGCUAAAUUAAUAGGCAGUAAUCAUAUUUGCAAACAAAUAAUCUGACAGAACAGCCACUGCUUUUUUUCCUGUAAAGACCUGAUAGCUUCAAACUGUACUCAACUUUUUAUGACAAUAACAUGAAAGAAUUCACAAUCAAAACAUCCUAAUCUAAUAACCCUCAACAAAUUUAGCCAUGAAUGGUUUUAGCCACUGUUUGAAAAGUCAAAUUUUAUAAGGCAGAAUUCACAUAUGGUCAAAGUUUCCCUUUGAGUGGGACUGGUAUAACUGCAUGACCCAGAAAUCAAACUACUCACAGCACUUAGUUAAUCACUGAGCAGUCUAAUUCUGCCUAUACUGGUACUAAUAUUUAACUGUUUAGUAAGUGUGAAUUUACUGAAAUUACAUACUGAAAUGGAAUGGCAAGCCAUUUCUCAAUAUUCAAGUAGUUUAUUCCCUUCUUCCCUCUAGUCCAUUCGAUUUCACUUCUACUCUAGGCCUCUUUCCCUCCUCCCCCUUCUCUCCUGUAUUUGACUGACUUCUCUGCUCUUGGCCUGUCCUCAUUGGCAGAAAGAGUUCCCUGCUUAUGGAACAGCUCUGCUAACUGCUCUUGACCACUCAGAAGCAGUCCCCCCUUCCCAAUGACCUAAUGCUGGAUUUCCUAUGAACGUAAAAAAAAUGGACUUAAAUCUAGCACAGGUAUAACACUUACACUGUAUUUUCAUUCUGUCCAGUUUGGAAAUAAAUACAAUUUGAAGGAA